Messenger RNA from Ailuropoda melanoleuca (giant panda), 555 nucleotides. RefSeq names its product olfactory receptor-like protein OLF4. Lineage: Eukaryota; Metazoa; Chordata; Mammalia; Carnivora; Ursidae. Gene Ontology annotation, biological process: G protein-coupled receptor signaling pathway. Bases 1 to 555 code for a protein of 184 amino acids. Gene Ontology annotation, cellular component: membrane. The transcript is spliced from 2 exons. The record is from RefSeq and is a predicted model, not a curated record. Gene Ontology annotation, molecular function: olfactory receptor activity; G protein-coupled receptor activity.
AUGUACCUGAUCACUGUGUUUGGAAACCUCCUCCUCAUCCUGGCCGUCAGCUCUGACUCCCACCUCCACACCCCCAUGUACUUCUUCCUGGCCAACCUGUCCUUUGCAGACAUCUGUUUCACCUCCACCACCGUCCCCAAGAUGCUGUGGAACAUCCAGACUCAGAGCAAAGUGAUCACUUACGCAGGCUGCCUCAGCCAGAUGUAUUUUUUCAUACUCUUUUCAGGAUUAGAUGUCUAUCUCCUGACUGUGAUGGCCUAUGACCGCUUUGUGGCCAUAUGUCACCCCCUGCACUACAUGGUCAUCAUGAACCCCCAUCUUUGUGGUCUGCUAGUUCUAGUGACCUGGAUCAUAAUUGUCUCCUUAUUUUAUUGUACAGGCCUAGGAGUGUACCUUAGCUCUGCUGCUACCCAGAGCUCCCACGCAAGUGCAGUGGCCUCGGUGAUGUAUACAGUUGUCACACCUAUGCUAAACCCCUUCAUCUACAGCCUUAGGAACAAACAAAUAAAGAGGGCUCUGAUGAGAUUCUCUGGGAUGGCAGCUCUAAAAGGGUGA